UGUUGUCUUUGUUCGUUUAGUUCUCUCUGUUCUGCAAAACACACUCAUUAUCUCUCUUUCUCUCUCUACCCGUGAAACUCUAAACUCUCACGCCAAACCGAACCAAACCAAUUCACUCUCUGCCUCGCCAAUGUCGCUAUUUUCAUUCACCUUUAUCUUCUUCUUCGCCUUCUUAUUCUGUAACCUUUGUUUUCUCAACGCCGUUACUGAGUUCGACUUUGGAACCUUAACUUUGAGCAGCCUAAAGCUUCUCGGCGACGCUCACUUGAACAACGGCACCGUGAGCCUCACGCGCGACCUCGCCGUUCCCACUUCCGGCGCCGGCAGGGCUCUUUACUCUCGCCCCGUCAGAUUCCGGCAACCCGGAAACCGCUUUCCGGCGAGCUUCAGCACCUUCUUUUCCUUCUCCGUCGCCAAUCUCAACCCUUCCUCCAUCGGCGGAGGCCUCGCCUUCGUCCUCUCGCCAGACGACGACGCCCUCGGCGACGGCGGGGGGUUGCUCGGCCUCGGAGGCGUCGACGGCGGCGGAUUCAUCGCCGUGGAGUUCGACACUUUGAUGGACGUGGAGUUUAAGGACAUUAAUGGGAACCAUGUUGGUGUGGACUUAAACAGCGUCGUUUCGAGUGAGGUUGGGGAUUUGGGUAACUUUGGGAUCGAUCUGAAGAGUGGUGAUUUGGUUAACGCAUGGAUCGAGUUCGAUGGAUCCAGCAAAGGGUUGAACGUGUGGGUUUCUUAUUCUAAUCUGAAACCGAAAGAUCCAAUUUUGUCGAUGAAUGUUGAUGUGGAUCAGUAUCUGAAUGAUUUUAUGUAUGUGGGGUUCUCUGGUUCAACGCAGGGUAGCACAGAGAUUCAUAGAAUAGAGUGGUGGAGUUUUAGUUCUUCUUUUGAGUCUGGUUCUUCGCCGGCGGCGCCGCCGCCACCUGCGGUGAGCUUGAUGAACCCAACGGCGAAUUCGGUGAAAUCUGUGCCUCCAUCUUUGGCUCCUUCUUCUGCUUCUGCUACUUCGAAUGGUGAAGAAAAAGAGAGUAAAUCGUCUUGUCAUAAUGGGUUGUGUAAGCAAAAUUUGGGAGCAGUUGCUGGGGUUGUAACUGCUGGGGCUUUUGUUUUGGCUCUUUUUGCUGGUGUAUUGAUUUGGUUUUACUCUAAGAAGGUUAAGCGUGUGAAUAAAUUUGAUUCACUUGGAUCAGAAAUCAUCAAAAUGCCGAAGCAGUUUAGCUACAAGGAGUUGAAGUGUGCUACCAAGUGUUUCAAUGCAAAUAGGAUCAUUGGUCAUGGUGCUUUUGGGACUGUGUAUAAGGGAAUUUUGCCUGAGAAUGGGGACAUUGUGGCGGUGAAGAGGUGUAGUCAUAGUAGUCAGGGAAAGAAUGAGUUUUUGUCUGAGUUGUCUAUAAUUGGGAGCCUGAGGCAUAGGAAUCUUGUUCGGCUUCAAGGGUGGUGUCAUGAGAAUGGUGAAAUUUUGUUGGUGUAUGACUUGAUGCCUAAUGGGAGUUUGGAUAAGGCUUUGUUUGAGGCUAGAACGCCUCUUCCGUGGGAUCACAGACGCAAGAUUUUGUUAGGUGUGGCAUCUGCAUUGGCCUACUUGCAUCAAGAGUGUGAGAAUCAGGUGAUACAUAGAGACAUUAAGACUAGUAACAUAAUGUUGGAUGAACGGUUCAAUGCCCGGUUGGGUGAUUUUGGUUUGGCAAGGCAAACUGAGCAUGACAAGUCGCCGGAUGCCACGGUGGCUGCCGGAACGAUGGGGUACCUUGCACCUGAGUAUCUCCUUACGGGUAAAGCUACAGAGAAAACUGAUGUAUUCAGUUAUGGUGCUGUGGUUCUUGAGGUGGCUAGUGGUAGAAGACCAAUAGAGAAAGAUGCCACUGGGGGUGGUAAAGCUGGGAUUAGCAGCAAUUUGGUGGAAUGGGUUUGGAGUUUGCACCGGGAAGGGAGAUUGCUAAUGGCUGCUGAUCCAAGGCUUGAGGGUGUGUUUGAUGAGGAGGAGAUGAGGAGGUUGCUCUUGGUUGGGCUAGCUUGCUCUCACCCUGAUCCAUUGGCUAGACCUACUAUGAGGUGUGUGGUUCAGAUGCUUGUAGGUGAGGCUGAAGUGCCUAUUGUCCCUAGAACCAAGCCAACUACGGGUUUUAGUACUUCACACUCUCACCUCUUAUUGAGCUUGCAAGAUAGUGUAUCUGACUGUGAUGGUAUAAUCACCAUCUCUACAUCCUCAUCAGAGGACAGCUUCAAUCUUGGAGAUAUACUCUGAUAGAAAUCUUUGGCUGAGAUCAGGCCAUUUUUAAUUAUUGACUCAAAUAGUGUAAAUAGAGAGGGAUAUGUAUUCAUUUGUUCAUGUAUGUAAAUGACAAUAACAUGCAUUUAGGGCCUUGAGAAAGAAAUUUUGGGGUUUAUGUAAGCCUCUAGUGCUCUCAUGGCAGUGUUGUACACAUUUUGGCAUAAAUUAAUUGGAGGGUCAUCUCAUGAUGCGAAGCAAUGCAAGAUUUUGCUGUGAAAUGUUGAAGACAAUGUACGGAAGGGUAUGGUAUUUUAGAUAGAUCAUUGUUCUAGUUCUAAUUGGUGCCCAAUUAUGUAGGGCAAGUUUGAAUUAAGCCAUUGAUGCUAAACAAGCUUUCUUUGGACAUUUUAAGUUACCAUGGUAUAAUAAAGAUCUAA
Molecule: messenger RNA, 2646 nt
Organism: Abrus precatorius (Indian licorice)
Lineage: Eukaryota; Viridiplantae; Streptophyta; Magnoliopsida; Fabales; Fabaceae
Product: L-type lectin-domain containing receptor kinase VIII.1
Exons: 1
Coding region: 131-2242 (703 amino acids)
Biological process (GO): protein phosphorylation
Cellular component (GO): plasma membrane
Molecular function (GO): ATP binding; carbohydrate binding; protein kinase activity
Source: RefSeq, a predicted model, not a curated record